AUGAUCGCAAGGUUUUCCGGAUGCAGUGCACAUACGUUUCGCAUAAAAAAUAAACCCACACCUGAAGGAUAUAAGAUAUUAUCUUUAUGUGAUUCAGAUUAUACUUAUACUUUUAUGUUCUUGUCUCGUAUUAUGCCAUCUAGUAUAGAAUUAAUUCCAAAUCUCAACAAAACUGGUUCCGAAGUAUAUCAUCUAGUUAAACAAUUACCACAAGGACAUGCUUUAAUAUUUACAUGGACAACUUUUUUUCAAUGGGAUCACUUGAUAGGAGUAGUAGUCGAUGACGUAUUAAACUUUUUAUGGAUUGACAAUGGUCCCGUUACGAUGCUUACAACCAUACACAAAAUUGAUAGACAAGAUUGUAAAAUUAAAAGAAAUCGUAGAAAGCUACGUGAAACCAGUACAAACUAUAAAAAUAUUAGAUCAGUAUUUGGUGAUGAAGUUCGAAAAGUUAUAUCUAUUCCAGUUGCAGUUGAUAAUUAUAAUCACCAUAUGGGCGGAGUAGAUAUUGCAGACCAAUUAAGAAGUUAUUAUUCAACUCAAUUGGCUGUUUUUAGAGCAUGG
This is a messenger RNA of Dentiscutata erythropus, 564 nucleotides long. NCBI's taxonomy places the organism in Eukaryota, Fungi, Glomeromycota, Glomeromycetes, Diversisporales, Gigasporaceae. The record is from the annotation of a GenBank genome assembly.